This is a messenger RNA of Talaromyces atroroseus, 237 nucleotides long. RefSeq lists its product as hypothetical. NCBI's taxonomy places the organism in Eukaryota, Fungi, Ascomycota, Eurotiomycetes, Eurotiales, Trichocomaceae. The coding region runs from base 1 to 237 and encodes 78 amino acids. The record is from RefSeq and is a predicted model, not a curated record. The transcript is spliced from 4 exons.
AUGUCUGCCUCCCUUGCUCCAGAGUGCAAUGAGAUUAAAGAGAAGUACGACACAUGCUUCCUCAAAUGGUACAGUGAGAAGUACCUACGCGGCAAUACUCAGGAUGAAUGUGCCAAUCUGUUCAAAAAGUACAACUCUUGCCUGAUGAAAGCUCUCAAAGAGCGUGGCAUCGAUACGAUGCUCGAAGAGGCCAAAGAGGGGUCGAAAGAGAGCGAUGCCGAGUACCUCAAGAGGUAG